AUGAUGGUAAUAGAAAGGCCCUCCAAUAUUCUCCUGCUCUUGGGUUUUCUGUUAGUGCAGUACUCAUGCAUGUUUCAGUUGGCCCAAUCUUCCACCAACUUUACCGACCAAUCAGCUCUCAUUGCCUUCAAUUCUACAAUCACUUCCGGCCUAGACGAAACUGUCUUGGCUAGUAACUGGUCCACGACUACAAACUUCUGCAAUUGGAUUGGGAUCUCGUGUGGCAGACGCAGGCAAAGAGUCACUGGUUUGAACCUUUCCAGCAUGGGGCUUCAAGGCACCAUUUCUCCUCAUAUUGACAACCUAUUGGAAGGUAGUAUCCCUCCAACUUUGCAUAAUUGUCAGAAUCUUCGAGUAAUAGAUCUAACGAGUAACAGUCUUACGGGUGCAAUUCCAUCAACCCUCGCCAACAUGUCAUCGUUAGACUACUUGAAUUUGGAAUACAACAACCUCACUGGUCCAUUUCCUUUUUUCAUCUUUAACAUAUCUUCUCUAACCAUAAUUGGUCUUACAUACAAUCACAUCUCAGGAACUCUUCCAAUUGAUCUCUGCAGCCAUUUUCCUAAUCUUCAAGCACUUGCCAUUUCAGAAAACGAAUUUAGUGGUCAACUCCCAUCACGAAUGAAUUAUUGUAGAGAGCUUAGUUUUGGGAGUCUAGAAAAGCUUGAAUUCCUAGCUCUUGGAGGUAACAACUUAACCGGUAAUAUACCUCCUACCAUAAGUAACUUGUCGGGGUUAUCUUCAUUUUCCAUUGAGAGUAACAACAUUGAAGGAAGCAUUCCGAUUGAUUUAUGGAGUCUUCCAAAUUUGUCGGUGUUGAAUUUUCAACUCAAUGCUCUCACAGGGGAAAUACCCCAAAACCUUUUCAAUAUUUCCUUUCUACAAAUAAUCUCCUUGGCAGCUAAUUUCCUAUCUGGCAAUCUUCCAUCAGAUUCUGGAUUUUCAUGCCCCAAUCUUGAAUUUCUACUUUUUGCUGUUAACAAAUUUAGUGGCCCCAUCCCAUCGUAUCUUUCAAAUUGUUCCAAGCUUGUCCGCGCAGAUUUUGCGGGAAACUUACUCUCCGGGCCAAUUCCCACAAGUCUUGGACACUUAAAAUACCUCCAAUCACUUCUUCUAAAUGGCAAUCAGCUAACAGGAGAGCCUGAAAAUCAAGAGCUUAAUUUCUUUUCAUCUUUAUAUAAUUGCAGAGUUUUGGAAUUCUUAUCCCUAUCCAAUAAUCCCUUGGAUAUUACUCUUCCGUAUUCUAUUGGAAACCUUUCAGCCACUCUUCAUUCCAUUCUUCUAUACCAAUCCCAAAUAAAAGAGCAUAGAGUGAUUUCAUAUCAAGAGCUUUGCCAAGGGACAAACAACUUUUGUGAAAGCAACUUGCUUGGAGCUGGAGGUUUUGGUUCUGUGUACAAAGUCAUUCUGCUUGACGGGACUACUGUUGCUAUUAAACUUCUCAAUUUGCAAUUGGUUGGUGCUUUCAAAAGUUUUGAUGCAGAAUGCAAGUUGGCCCAAUCUUCCACCAACUUUACCGACCAAUCAGCUCUCAAUGCCUUCCAUUCUAAUAUCAUCUCCGGUCCAAACCAAACUGUCUUGGCUGCUAAUUGGUCCACAGCUACAAACUUCUGCAGUUGGAUUGGGGUCUCAUGUAGCCGACGCAGACAAAGAGUCACAGCUUUGAACCUUCGCCUCAUGGGUCUUCAGGGCACCAUUUCUCCACAUAUUGGUAACCUCUCUUUCUUGAUUUACCUUAAUCUACGCAACAAUAGCUUUUUUGGUUCUUUUCCUCAUGAGAUCAGUCGCCUACAUCGCUUGAGAAUACUCCAGCUGUCAUUCAACCAAUUGGAAGGUAGCAUCCCUCCAACUUUGCAUAAUUGCCGGAAUCUUCAAGGAAUACUACUUGCGGGAAACCAUCUUACGGGUGCAAUUCCAUCAACCCUCGCCAACAUGUUGUCAUUAGAGGCCUUGGAUUUGGAAGACAAUAGCCUCACAGGUCCAUUUCCUCCUGUCAUCUUUAACAUAUCCUCUCUAGCCGAAAUAGGCCUUUCAAAUAAUCAAAUCUCAGGAACUCUUCCAAUGGAUCUAUGUAGCCAUUGUCCUAAUCUUCAAGGACUUUAUCUUUACUUGAACGAGUUCAGCGGUCAACUCCCUUCACAAAUAAACCAUUGUAGAGAGCUUGCAGUCUUAGACCUAUCAUACAAUAAAUUUGAAGGCAGUAUUCCAAAAGGUUUUGGAAGUUUAGAUAAGCUUGAAGAGCUAUAUCUUGGAGGUAACAACUUAACCGGUAAUAUACCUCCUACCAUAAGUAACUUGUCGAGGUUAUAUGUAUUUGGCAUUGAGGAAAACAACAUUAAAGGAAGCAUUCCGAGUGAUUUAUGGCAUCUUCCAAAUCUGGAACUAUUGAAUUUAGAAGAAAAUUAUAUCACAGGGACAAUCCCCCAAAGCCUCUUCAACAUGUCCUCUCUACAAAAAAUCUCCUUGGUUAAUAAUUCCCUAUAUGGCAGUCUUCCAUCAAAUUCUGAAUUUUACUGCCCCAGUCUUGAACUUCUAACUUUUGGUCUCAACAAAUUUAGUGGUCUCAUCCCAUCACAUCUUUCAAAUUGUUCCAAGCUCGUAGUAUUAGAUUUAAGUUCAAACAUACUCUCUGGACCAAUACCAAAAAGUCUUGGACACUUAAAAUACCUUCAAAUACUUGGUCUAUCUGACAAUCAGCUAACAGGAGAGCCUAAAGAUCAAGUGCUUAAUUUCCUUUCAUACUUAUCUAAUUGCAGAGUUUUGGAAUUGCUGGAAAUAUCCAAUAAUCCAUUGGAUAUUACUCUUUCGGAUACCAUCGGAAACUUUUCAACCACCCUUAGAACCAUUAGUGCACACCAAUGCCAAAUAAAAGGUCGUGUUCCUAUGAGUAUAGGUUCCUUAAGAGGCUUGACCUGGCUUGAUCUGAGCAAUAACAAUUUGACUGGAAACAUGCCAUCCACAAUUGGAAGAUUGGAGGGGUUACAAAGAUUACAUCUUGGUGGUAAUAAGAUCAAAGGAUUCAUUCCAGAAAGCAUAUGUCAACUAAAGAACUUAGGUGAGUUAGAUCUUUCAAAUAACAAAAUCUCUGGAUCCAUCCCAAAUUGCAUUUCGAACCUCAAUAUUCUGCAGAAGCUAUACCUGAGUUCUAAUAGGCUGGAAUCACCAAUACCAUUAAAUUUAUGGAACCUUGAGAAUCUAUUGUUUUUGAACCUAUCAUUGAAUUCCCUUGGUGGGUAUUUGUCUCCAAACAUGAAAAAAUCGAAGGUUAUUGUAGCCAUCGAUUUAUCUUGGAACCAAAUUACUGGAAAUAUUUCAAGCAUCAUUGGAGCUUUUGAAAGCCUAAAUUAUCUUGAUUUGUCAAGGAACUCAUUUCAAGGAGACAUUCCACAAUCUUUUGGAGACUUGAAAGGAUUAGAUGUGUUAAAUCUCUCAUACAAUAAUCUCUCUGGUGUAAUUCCUAAAUUUCUUGAGGCACUUUUACAUCUCAAGUAUUUGAAUGUAUCUUUCAACAAGCUAUCCGGAGAGAUACCAUCUAGCGGGCCUUUUGCAAAUUUCACAGCUAAAUCAUUUUUAGGAAACAAAGCACUUUGCGGGAAUCCAAUUUUCGGAGUUUUACCUUGUCAAAGUCUGAACUCCAAAGGAUCAAAAGUGAAACAGAGUCUGCUCAAAUAUUUUCUUCCUGCCAUUGCUUCCAUUAUACUCUGUUUAGCAUUGGUCUAUAUGUUGAGAAGACACCGAGAAAGUAAAAUACAGCUUCCAAGUUUAUUUAGUUCAUUGUCUUUAUCAAAGCAUAGAAUGGUAUCAUAUCAAGAGCUUUGCCAAGGGACAAACAACUUUUGUGAAAGCAACUUGCUUGGAGCUGGAGGUUUUGGUUCUGUUUACAAAGGCGUGUUGCUUGACGGGACUGUUAUUGCCAUUAAAGUUCUAAAUUUGCAAUUGGCCAAUGCUUUCAAAAGUUUCAAUACAGAAUGCAAGGUCUUACAGACAAUCCGACAUAAGAAUCUUGUUAAAGUCAUAAGUACAUGCUCUAACCUUGAGUUUAGAGCUUUAGUACUACAAUAUAUGUCGAACGGUAGCCUUGAAAGGUGGUUAUACUCUUAUAACUACUGCUUGAAUCUUCUUCAAAGAGUAAACAUUAUGGUUGAUGUUGCAUCGGCGUUGGACUAUCUCCACCACUGUCUAUCAGAAUCUGUGGUUCACUGUGAUUUGAAGCCUACCAAUAUCCUUCUAGACGAAGGACAUGAGUAUGGUUUUGAAGGAAAAGUCUCCAUCAAAGGCGAUGUUUAUAGCUACGGUAUAACAUUGUUGGAGAUGAUCACAAGGAAGAAACCUACCGACAAUAUGUUUGAAGGAGAAUUGACUAUGAGGCAAUGGAUAAAUGCAUCACUUCCUGACAGAAUGAUGAAAGUUGUGGAUGACGCUUUAUUGAGAACAGAAAAUGGAAGAGAUGUAACUACCAUGCAAAGUGCUCUAUCAUCCAUCAUGGAAUUAGGUUUAAGGUGUUCUGAAGAGUUACCAAAUGAAAGAGUCGAUAUCAAAGAUGUGCUUGUGAAACUUCAAAAAAUUAAAUUGACUCUUUCUGAAAACAAAAAUCGGGGUAUCUGA
Messenger RNA from Corylus avellana, 4605 nucleotides. The record is from RefSeq and is a predicted model, not a curated record. NCBI's taxonomy places the organism in Eukaryota, Viridiplantae, Streptophyta, Magnoliopsida, Fagales, Betulaceae.